Talpa occidentalis (Iberian mole) is the source of this 1164-nucleotide messenger RNA. Its product is annotated as protein FAM177A1. The record is from RefSeq and is a predicted model, not a curated record. The coding region runs from base 23 to 664 and encodes 213 amino acids. NCBI's taxonomy places the organism in Eukaryota, Metazoa, Chordata, Mammalia, Eulipotyphla, Talpidae. The transcript has a single exon.
CAGCUCUGUGGCGGCGACGACCAUGGAGCGGGAGCCAGGGAGCCGUGCGGAAGGCGGAGACGCGCUCACAGCCUCGGGAGCCGCGGCCGCCGCGGCGUUCAGGGAACCAGCGCCGCAGAUGAGUAAUGAAAGAGGCUUUGAGACUGUAGAGCUGGGAGUCAUAGGAAAAAAGAAGAAAGUUCCAAGGAGAGUCAUCCACUUUGUUAGUGGUGAAACAAUGGAAGAAUAUAGCACAGAUGAAGAUGAAGUUGACAGCGUGGAGAAGAAAGAUGUUUUACCCACUGUUGAUCCGACAAAACUUACCUGGGGCCCUUACUUAUGGUUUUACAUGCUUCGUGCUGCAACAUCAACCCUCUCAGUGUGUGACUUUCUUGGAGAGAAGAUUGCAUCUGUUUUGGGCAUCAGCACCCCAAAAUACCAGUAUGCCAUUGAUGAGUAUUACCGGAUGAAGAAGGAGGAAGAAGAAGAAGAAGAAGAAAACAGGAUGUCUGAAGAAGCAGAAAGACAGUACCAGCAGAAUAAGCUGCAAGCUGAUUCCAUUAUUCAAACAGAUCAGCCAGAAACCAUGGUAUCCAGUUCAUUUGUGAAUCUCAAUUUUGAAAUGGAGGGAGACUGUGAAGUAAUUAUGGAAAGCAAACAAAAUCCAGUCUCUGUCCCACCAUAAAAUGAAAUGACUACCAAAAUUUUAACUUUAUUGUUUUUAUACCACGAACUUUCACAUUCUGUAGUCAGUGGGAUUUAAUACAGUUAUUUAUAUUUUAAAUUAUUAUCUGGAAGGGAAAAAUGUUUAUUUGUAAACUCUUAUAUAGCAAAAGCCAGAUCUGAAAUUUGGGUAUUUGUACUGUGCUUUUACUGUAUGUCAAAUUAAUGCUUUGUUUUCAAAAUGAUCUUUAAAAAAAGUUAAGAACUUUGUAGAGUCCUAAGCACCAAUUAAGAAGAGUUAGAUUACCAAGCUUGUCUGUUACUUGUAUAAAAGAAAAAAAGUUGCUGAUUACGGCUAAUUGGAGUUUAUAUUUGUCUCAAAUCAAAAUGAGGAUUCCCCCUUGCCAGGUUUUCUCUUGUCUUACACAUUUGUAUAUCUAACCAUUAAUUUCAUACUAAGGAUGGCUUACUGUGUGUGCAAUAAAAGCAACAUAAAAGCAAAAAAAAAAAUAAAAUAAAAUA